AUAUAUUUCAGAAUUAAGACUCAUUCAUUUCACUACAACACCUUCUAGCUCACUUGUGUUAAGCAAGAAGUAGGUGAUCAUACAUGUUCAUGGCUACUCUUCAAGCUGCUUCUUUUUGUUGUUGUUAUUCUUCUUCUUCUUCAGCUUCCUUCAGAAAAAUCAAAGCCACCUUAAAUGCCCAAAAAUUCCAAUCAUCAAAUCAUCAUUCUCUUCCUAGGCUCCUUGCUGAUGAGUUGAAUCAAAGUAAAAGGCUACAAACCUUUAAAUCUGCUUUAACCCAAAUAGAAAUGAAGCCUAAGAUAGAAACAAAGGCAGUGAAAGAGUUAUAUGCAAUCAUGGAAAUUGUAGCAGAUAGAACAGAAAUGCACAAGAAUAUAGGGUCCCAGAGAGAUAACUGGAACCGUCUUCUGCUAACUUCUGUUAAUGGAAUGACAGUCACAGCAGCAACUAUGGCUGGACUUGUGGCUGUGAGUGGAGUUGGAGUUUCAGCACCAGUUAUUUUGGCUCUAAAGCUCUCUUCUAGUCUUCUCUAUAUGGCUGUCACUGGUAUUUUACUAGUGAUGAAUAACAUUCAGCCUUCUCAGCUUGCAGAAGAACAAAGAAAUGCUUCCAGACUAUUUAAGCAACUUCAUGAGGAUAUCAAAAUGACUUUGGCUCUUCAAAAUCCAACUGAAGAUGAUGUAGAAGAUGCUAUGAAUAAAGUUUUGGCACUUGAUAAGGCCUACCCACUUCCCUUACUUGGGACAAUGCUUGAUAAAUUUCCAAAAAAGGUUGAGCCUGCUGUGUGGUGGCCAAAACAUUAUUUGAAGACUCAACAAGAAAAGGGUAAUGGGAAAGUAAACAGAAAUGGGUGGAAUGAGAAGCUUGAAGAGGAAAUGAGAGAGGUUCUUGGGGUUAUGAAGAGAAAAGAUGAAGCAGAAUAUGUGAGGCUAAGCAAAGUAGUACUUAAACUUAACAAAAUUCUUGCAGUAUGUGGUCCUCUGUUUACUGGUUUGGCUGCAGUUGGGUCAAUAUUACAGGGAUUACCUUUCAUUGGCUCAUGGGGUGCAUUUUUGGCAGUGAUGUUUGGAGCUUUAGCCACUGUGGUUAACACUGUGGAGCACGGUGGGCAAGUUGGGAUGGUGUUUGAGAUGUAUAGGGACUCAGCUGGGUUCUUUAGGCUUAUGGAAGAGACUAUAGAAUCAAACCUGAAGGAAGAAGAGGCUGAUAGGAGGGAAAAUGGGGAGUUGUUAGAAGUGAAAGUGGCUCUUCAGCUUGGGAGAAGCUUGUCAGAGCUCAGGGACCUAGCCAGUACCACAUCAUCUUUGGCUUCAAGAAUUAGUCCGGACAAAGAAGAGUUUGGAAGCAAGCUCUUCUGAGUUUUGAUGGGCUGUCUUGAUUGAUUUUGUGUAAUUGUAUACUUGUGUAGCAUGUAUUUUGAUAAUAAUCUUGACUAGGCGGAUCACAUACAUAGUUAUUUGAUGAGUUCAAAUUUUCAUGUAUUCAAGCUUACAUGAUUGAAUGGAAAUCAAAGAUAGUUUUAAAUUUU
Molecule: messenger RNA, 1528 nt
Organism: Quercus lobata
Lineage: Eukaryota; Viridiplantae; Streptophyta; Magnoliopsida; Fagales; Fagaceae
Product: probable F-box protein At4g22030
Exons: 1
Coding region: 84-1358 (424 amino acids)
Source: RefSeq, a predicted model, not a curated record